Messenger RNA from Malus domestica (apple), 2027 nucleotides. The record is from RefSeq and is a predicted model, not a curated record. NCBI's taxonomy places the organism in Eukaryota, Viridiplantae, Streptophyta, Magnoliopsida, Rosales, Rosaceae.
AUGGCUGCCGGCAAUGCCUACAAUUUCCCGCUCUACUCCCACUCGCUGAAGUCGGUUCUGGGUUUCAACCAGCAGCAGCUUACCAUGCUUAACCAUGGACUUGGACACUUGGAGACACUUGUCAAAUACUCUAAUGCAAAUGCAUCUUCUGCACUCGUACCCCUUCUUCUUGCCUCUGAGCUGAAGCCUUUUGCUACUUGUACCCACCACCAAUGGCGGCACUCAGCAGGCACCCGACGGCCGUGGGUCGGCCUAGGAGCGGCGGUGUGGGUGCAAAUUGCAGCCGGCAAUGCCUACACUUUCCCGCUCUACUCCCACUCCCUGAAGUCGGUUCUGGGUUUCAACCAGCAGCAGCUCACCAUGCUGGGUGUGGCCAACGAUAUCGGCGAGAACUUCGGCCUUAUCCCCGGAUUCGUUUCCAAGAAGCACCCGCCGUGGCUAAUUCUUUUGAUCGGCGCUCUCGCCUGUUUCUUCGGCUACGGCCUCAUCUGGCUCACCGUCAGCAGCACCAUUCUGCCCCUGCCUUACUGGAUGUUAUGGAUUGCCCUUUGUGUUGCCGCUAAUAGUAAUGCUUGGUUUACCACGGCUGUGAUUGUUACCAACAUCAAAAACUUCCCUCUACAGCGUGGCAUAGUUGCUGGUAUUCUGAAAGGUUACGCGGGUCUAGGCGCAGCUGUAUUUACAGAAAGUUAUCGUGUUCUGCUUGGUAAUUCCUCUUCCAGGCUUCUGCUGUUCCUUACACUUGGAAUUCCCGUUCUGUGUUUCGCUAGCAUGUUUUUUGUGAAGCCUUGUACUCCGGCUCCAAAUGAAGACCCUGCAGAGCGUGGCCGCUUAGAUUUCAUCCAAGUUUCAAGCUUUGCGCUUGGAUUCUAUGUUCUCUUAACUGCAAUAUUGGAUGAUAACAUUUCCUUAAGUGCUCCAAUUACCAACACUCUUUUCGUUGUAAUGGUUCUACUUCUCAUGGCCCCACUCGCAAUCCCCGUUAAAAUGACAUUGUAUCCCACACCAGCCGGCGAAUUGGGAAUGCUUGGUCAAGCGGUUGGAUCUCCAGGUAGUUUGAACGAUGAAGGCGGCACUGCAGACCUAACUGAACCGCUACUGGAGCCAUCUGGCGUGGUUGGAUCUCCAGGUAGGUUAAAUGAAGGUCAUGAUUCAUCGGACGUGCCCUUGCUUCUUGCCGAGGGCGAGGGGGGAGUGAACGAAAAAAGAAAGCUAGGGGAAGAUUUCAAAUUCAUUGAAGCUGUGGUGAAGGCUGACUUCUGGCUUCUAUUCUUUGUUUUCUUUUUCGGGGUUGGCUCGGGGGUAACUGUUCUCAAUAAUCUAGCCCAAAUUGGGGUUGCACAAGGAUUUGAUGAUACAACAUUCUUGCUGUCUCUCUUCGGUGUUGGAAAUUUUGUUGGUCGUCUUGGGGGAGGAUUUGUUUCGGAACGCUUUGUCAGGUCGAAAACAAUCCCUCGGACAGUUUGGAUGACGUGCACUCAAAUCAUAAUGUUCGCCACAUACCUGCUGUUUCCUUCUGCCAUCAACGCAACCUUUUGUACUGCAACGGGAAUACUUGGAGUCUGCUACGGUGUCCAAUUUUCUGUCAUGAUCUCAACUGUCUCGGAACUCUUUGGCUUGAAGGAUUUUGGCACACUUUACAAUUUCAUGGCACUAGGGAAUCCUCUGGGUGCACUACUCUUUUCAGGCCUCCUAGCCGGGUACGUAUAUGACAACGAGGCAACGAAGCAGCAGGGGAUUCAUCUCUACGGGACAAAUGUCUCCUGCGUGGGUCCGAAUUGCUUUAGGCUCACCUUCCUGGUUCUUGCUGCUGUCUGUUUUGUCGGUAGCAUCUUAAGCAUCGUUCUGUCUUUAAGGAUAAAGCCCUUUUACCAAAAUCUUUACGCUGGGGGCUCCGUCGGGGUACUUCCAAAUACAAACCAACAAGAUCAAGGAGCGGCGAGUGCAAGUUGAACUGUCUAGAGAGCCAUCAUACUCAAGCCUAUCUCGAUACAUCUACAUCAACUAUCUGAGACGUAUGUAAAAAG